GGAGGGCAUAAAAUCGUCGCGAGGCCAGCCAUCGUCUUUCCAGACCUCGUUUCUUUGUUAUUUUGCCAAGGCUUGGUACCAUAAAUAAUAUCAAAAAGGCUUCAAUAACAUGCGUGCUACGGCUGCCUCAAUUGCGAUCUCGCUGUUCGGCUAUGCAGCCGCUGAGACUGUCCAUGGCGUCGUUGUCUUCAGCCGCCAUGGAGAUCGAACAACCAAGCAUUAUGGAGCUCAUUCAUUGACCAGCGGUGGUUCUCAGCAGUGUUUCGAGGUUGGGAGUGACUAUCGAAGCCGCUAUCUGGAGGCGGACUCCUCGAGUCGAAUUCUCAACAUCUCCGAGGAUAAAUAUGCCUCCUCGCAAAUCUACGCAAGUGCUCCCGAUCAAGGCAUCCUAUUGAACACGGCCACGGCAUUUCUGCAAGGUCUCUACCCUCCCUUAGUAGAUCUCAACGCUCAGGUCGCGUCGUCGACCCUCAACAACGGCAGCACAAGUACGAGCCCCCUAAACGGUUACCAGUAUGUUCUUCUUCAUGGCGAGAACUCCAACUCCCCAGACACUAUCUGGAUCAAGGGCGAUGAUGGAUGUCCCACAAACGCCAAGGCCUACAAGGCUUUUGAAGCCAGUGAAGAGUUCCAGACCCGUGUCACGGAAACCAAGGACUUUUACGGCAGCUUCUACGAUGUGCUCGAGAGCGUGUACGACUACAAGCCCGAGAACAUGACGUACAAGAACGCGUACGAUAUCUUUGAUCUAGUCAACGUAGCACGCAUCCACAACAGCACAUCUUUGGCCCGGAACGUGACGGACGAGGAGCUCUUCCAGCUGCGAACGUUGGCAGACAGCGCUGAGUUCGGUUACAACUUCAAUGCUUCCAAGCCUGACAGCACCAUUCAUGCAAAGACUCUUGCAGCUGGCAUUCUUGCCCAACUCAACCAGACCGUUGCUUCUGAGGGGAAACUCAAGUUCUCCCUCCUCGCGGGCAGCUACGAUACCUUCAUGUCCUUCUUUGGUCUUACCGAUCUCAUCACCAUUUCGGAUGACUUUUACGGUCUCCCAGACUAUGCCUCGACUAUGGCGUUUGAGCUCGUCAGCGAUAACAUGACUGUAUUUCCCGCUAAUGUCGAUGCCGACCUUCGCGUGCGCUUCUUGUUCCGCAACGGCACUUUUGGCGAGCUGACAGCGUUUCCCCUUUUCGGCACCGGAGAGGAGACUCUAUCAUGGCCGCGCUUCGUCGAAGAGAUGCAAAAGAGAGCCAUUAGCACCGUCGAGGAAUGGUGUAAUGCCUGCUCUAGUCUUGUAUCAUUCUGUGCAGCUUACCAAUACGAGGAGGCGGCGAGCUCUAGCUCAGGGAGCGGCGGAGGCAUGUCGAAUGCUGUCGCCGGUGUUAUCGGUGCUAUGGUCACUCUCGGUGUUGUUGCUAUCAUUGGUGCUAUUGCAUUCUUCAUGAUGAAGAAGCGACGCGCAACUCCUGUCUCUCAAGUGCAAGGGUCUACGGCUGAAAAGUCCAGUCUACGCAGCGGUGGUAGUGUUUGAAUUUCUUGGCCGACACAUGUUGAAUCGAGGCGACGAGUAUGAAUGCAGCGAGAGUAAUGCCGAUUCUCCGUUUCCAUGUAUGUUAUUGUCAGCGAAGCAAGGCUCUGCAAGAGUCUGGUCAUCCGACCUUCGCGAGUCUGAAGUGGAUUGAAAGGACCAUGCCUGUCAAGCUUUGUGAUAACGGCGAUCAUAGUGAUCUUUAUUGAAAACGACGGCGCUAAGGCUACCCCGGCAGGGUUCAUAAACUGGGCCUUAUUUCAAUGUAGUUGAAACGACUUGAGCGAGUCGUUUGUCAGCAGUCUUCAGGAACCCGAGUUCAUCUAAUCUUUGCACGGAACAUCCGACGGGAUGUUUUUUAAUAAUCCGCUUUUACACAGGAGAACUCUUUCAUAGUCACGAUGCAAGUCGGAAGUAGUUU
This is a messenger RNA of Colletotrichum phormii, 1949 nucleotides long. RefSeq names its product histidine acid phosphatase. Gene Ontology annotation, molecular function: phosphatase activity. The record is from RefSeq and is a predicted model, not a curated record. NCBI's taxonomy places the organism in Eukaryota, Fungi, Ascomycota, Sordariomycetes, Glomerellales, Glomerellaceae. Gene Ontology annotation, biological process: dephosphorylation. Bases 110 to 1531 code for a protein of 473 amino acids. The transcript is spliced from 2 exons.